Syngnathoides biaculeatus (alligator pipefish) is the source of this 2410-nucleotide messenger RNA. RefSeq names its product target of myb1 like 2 membrane trafficking protein (gene tom1l2b). The transcript is spliced from 15 exons. Lineage: Eukaryota; Metazoa; Chordata; Actinopteri; Syngnathiformes; Syngnathidae. Gene Ontology annotation, molecular function: ubiquitin binding; phosphatidylinositol binding; clathrin binding. Gene Ontology annotation, biological process: signal transduction. The coding region runs from base 23 to 1648 and encodes 541 amino acids. The record is from RefSeq and is a predicted model, not a curated record. Gene Ontology annotation, cellular component: endosome; membrane.
GUCUGGGGGUGGGGUAUGCUACAUGUUUCCUGAUGUAGCAACAUCGCGUUUCUCUUGUUUGAAGACGGUCAAGAUGGAGUUCCUUAUGGGAAAUCCGUACAGUACCCCAGUUGGUCAUUGCAUUGAAAGAGCAACUGACGGAUCCCUACCAAGUGAAGACUGGACACUCAACAUGGAAAUAUGUGAUAUUAUCAAUGAAACAGAAGACGGGCCAAAGGAUGCGAUUCGGGCAGUGAAAAAGAGGCUCAAUGGAAAUAGGAACUACAGGGAAGUGAUGCUGGCUUUAACGGUGCUGGAGACUUGCGUAAAGAACUGUGGCCACAGGUUUCAUGCUCUGGUCACUAGCAGGGACUUUGUCGAUGGCGUUCUUGUUAAAAUCAUCUCUCCUAAAAACAACCCUCCAACCAUUGUUCAAGACAAAGUGCUGGCCCUCAUUCAGGCAUGGGCCGAUGCUUUCAGGAGCAGUCCAGAUCUCACAGGCGUUGUCCAAAUUUAUGAGGAGCUGAAGAGAAAAGGCAUUGAGUUUCCCGUGUCGGACUUGGAGACCCUCUCGCCUAUACAUACACCUCAGAGGACCGCAUCUGCACCGGAGGGAGACUCAACUUUACAUAAGUACACCAAUCCUUCCCAACCUGCUCCGCAUGUUCUUCCAGCAGCCUUCACCACACCACAAGUUCCAAACAUUCAACCCACGGGAGCCAUCAACCCAACACCUGAACAGAUUUGCAGAUUGCGCAGUGAGUUGGAUGUUGUUCGGGGGAACACUAAGGUCAUGUCUGAGAUGUUGACUGAGAUGGUCCCGGGAAAAGAGGACACUUCUGAUUAUGAGUUACUACAGGAGCUGAACAGGACAUGUCGAGCCAUGCAGCAGAGGAUAGUGGAGCUCAUAUCCUGUGUCUCCAACGAGGCAGUGACUGAGGAGCUGCUGCACGUAAACGAUGACCUAAAUAACAUUUUCUUGCGCUACGAAAGAUACGAGAGGUUUAGAUCUGGAAGGUCUACAGCCCAGGGUGUCAACAAUGGGGUCUUAAGUGAAGCAACAGAGGACAACCUCAUAGAUUUGGGUCCCGCCUCGCCAGCAGUGGUCAGCAAUAUGCCCAACGCUGCUCCAACCAGCUUGCCUCCAAGCAUCACCGCCACCGUUGGAAGACCAUCCUCUCCAGCCACCUUGGCCUCUCGUUUGGCUGGACUUGAUGUUGGUGCCGACAGUGUGAGCAGCACCCUGAGCUCUUUAUCCAGCUGCAAGCCUCCACCUUCCCAGGACGAAUUUGACGUGUUUGCCCAAACUAGGACUGGAUCCCUCCCAGAGCCUAAAAAGACGACUGAAGCAGAUGACAGCCAUGCUGCUCCAGCUGCUUCUCUUCAGCCCACUCUGGACGUCCAACAGCCGCGUGCAGCAGCGUGUGUCGGAAGCCCGUCCUCUGUCAUGGAUGACAUAGAGGAAUGGCUAAGUACUGAUGUGAAAGGAGAUGAAGGUGAGGAGGGUGUGACAAGUGAAGAGUUCGACAAGUUCCUGGAGGAGCGAGCCAAAGCUGCCGAGAUGGUCCCCAACCUGCCAUCUCCUCCAAGCGGCGAGCCCGGCGCAGCGCAGGGAACCCCGAGCCGCAAGAAGCCGGACAGACCGGAGGACGCUUUGUUUGCCAUGUAGACCAAAACGCGUCGAGUAACACUAAUUAGAUCCACUGCAGUGAUGUAACUUCAUUGAAAGGGAAUCUGUAUGUCUACACGGGGAAAAAAAUGAACUAAACUUUCUAUUUUCAUAUGUUUAAAAAAAAAAAAAAAAAAAAGGAUGAAUGGCAUGAAAUGACAAUGACAUAAUGUGUGUGUCUUCGUGCUCGCACGUAGAUGUAAGUGGGUUGCCCACCCUAAAACCACCUAGCAUGCAGUACACACGAUUAGUCAGUUAUGUUUUGUUACUAAACUCUCUGGUUUGGUUUUCCUGUCCUGAGCAUCCCUACGGCAAUAUUUUUUUUUCCUUUCAGUCCCUCUGCAAGUAGGCAUGAGUUAGAGUGUAAAUGUGUAAAUGACUAAUGUUCCUUUUUGUGUAUAUUCAAGCGAUGUAUGUUGGAGAGAAAUUUAUUUUACAGUCGAAAUGUAGGAGGAAAGGGAAGGCCAAUGAGCUUGUAUUUCCUGGCUGCUGCUGAUGAUUAGGGAUGUGCCCCACAAUGCUGCACAAGGAAAGGGAACCUCAUGAUGUAAUGCGUUUAAAAGAAGUGACUUUAGUUUGGCAUGGUCGUACAACUAAUGUUUUAUUUGAGGUCCAUUCUGCCUUUUCUGUGUUUAUGUGAUGUGAUCAUAUUAAUGCCGAGAAAAUAAUUUAUGGGUUGUUGUAUUUUGUUUGUCGUCGUCUUUAGUUCCAAGGACCAAAUGUGUUAUUUCCAUUGAAUACAGAAAGAAGGACUUCAGCACA